Loxodonta africana (African savanna elephant) is the source of this 4779-nucleotide messenger RNA. Its product is annotated as olfactory receptor 226. NCBI's taxonomy places the organism in Eukaryota, Metazoa, Chordata, Mammalia, Proboscidea, Elephantidae. Gene Ontology annotation, biological process: G protein-coupled receptor signaling pathway. Gene Ontology annotation, cellular component: membrane. Bases 1907 to 2911 code for a protein of 334 amino acids. Gene Ontology annotation, molecular function: G protein-coupled receptor activity; olfactory receptor activity. The record is from RefSeq and is a predicted model, not a curated record. The transcript has a single exon.
AUCAGUAAGUAUUCUAACUGUGUCUGCAGAAAUAGGGAUAUUUUUGAAGGGGAGAUAAACAAGGAUCUGAGAUCUCAAAGAUAAAUAAGAAUUUCUCAGAGCGGGGAUGGGUGUUUCAGAUAGAGAAGGGUAUGUGUACAGUCACAGAGUUAGAGAAUAUUGCGACAUGCUUAGAAAAAUGAAAAUAAUGUUCCAUGACUGGAUUGUUGUAUAAAAGUUGAAAGGAAAUACAUUUUGAUGCAAUGUAAGGGGUUGUUGUAUGUGUUCUACAAAACUGGAUGCCCUUGUGGUCAGACGUCUGCAUAGACAUUUCCUUCUAGAAUCAAGUGGAGAUUAGAUUGCUGAGGGUUAAGACUGGCGGCAUAAAGACCAGAUAAGAGGCUGUUGAAAUAGUUAAAUCAAGAAAUAGCAAGGACCAGGUAUAAGGGACUGGGGGAAAGCAGUAGAAACAGGAGAGGAGAAAGAGUACAGAUAUGACAAAUUUCUGACAUAGGUGAUUACAUGAAAACUUAUGCCAUUAAUUUUGAUAGAAGAAAAACAGACUUAGGAAAUAUUUUUCUGGACAUAUUGUGUUUGAGAGACCCAGGUGACAUUCAAGGAAUUAUGUCUGUUCCUUGCUAUCACCAUUAUGGGCCACUUCAACAACAUAGUUCAUCCUUUAUAGCGAAUUUAGCACUUGUGGCAGUGAUAUAGCAAGUAAAAUGAUAUGUAGUUGUCCACCGGCUCUAAUGGAACAGUAAUAAGAGGCACCUCAUCAAACCUGAGAUGGGGAGAGGAAAGAAAGAAGGAUAACUAAAGCUUUCCAUGAAGAAAUGCCACGAGCCAAGACUAGAAGGCUAAGUAGGAGUUAGCCAUGCCCAGGGAGGUUAUGGCAUGAGCAAAGCUACGGAGGCGAUGCACAUGCUGUGUGCCGAGAGCUUCAGGGUGUAAAAUACAAUGUAGGCUUCGUGGGAGAUGAGGUUUUAGUGAUAGCAGUGGCAGAUCAUGAAGUACCUGUAUGCCUCAUUAAGGAGCUUGAACAUUAUUGCAGAACUAUGAAGGAUUUUAAUUACCCAUUGCCAUCGAGACAAUUCUGACUCACACCCUAUAGAACUGUCGCAUAGGAUUUCCAAGGCUGUAAUCUUUAUGGAAGCAGACUGCCAUAUCUUUCUUCCUCAGAAUGGGCAGCAGGUUGAACCACUGACCUUUCAGUUAGCAGCAAAGCUCUUAACCAUUGCGCCACCAGGCAUCCUUUUUGGGUUUUAAGUACGUGAGUAAAAUAAUCAGAUUUGGGCUUUGGAGAAGAGAGUAUGUGCAGAAAGACCAGUUAGGAAUCCAAGUGUGAGAGGCUAAUUUUUUUUUUUUUUUUAAUGUACAGAUUAUCAAAAAUAAAGGUAGAGAAGAGAACAAAAAUUAAAGGAUUAAAAAGGAACAUCUAUGGCCAGGAAGGUCAAAUGCACAAUGGAUAACAUGUGAGGCAAGGACUGAAGAAAAAAGAUCAAGGCUAAAAGCCAUGAAUAAUAAGUGUAGGUUCGAGGUUCCCAUUUAUGUGGGUGAGUAUAUAGUAUAGGGAUAGGCCUGUCACCUUAAACUUUCACGGAUGAGGAGAUGAAGAUGUGUUCCUACAACUAAAUUAUGAGCUCCCUGAAGACUGAGCACAUUUUUUUUUGUUGUUGAUACAUGCUUCCCCAAGAGCCAGCACAGACUCCUAUCCUGUGACCAAUACAAAGCCAUUUAUUUGUGUCCACUUUUGUCUUAGCUCAUUUCCAGUUUAAAAAGAGAAAACUGACUUCAGCUCUAUACUGACUAUACACAUUGCAUUCUAAUGACAUAUCUCUGACCAAGAGAAACACUGGGCUCUUUCUGCUGCCUUCUGACGACACUCUGCAUUCUCAUCUUCUGAGGAGCAGUGGACAAGCCCAACACCAUGAAAUGGAGGAACCAGAGUGCGAGGGUGAGUGAGUUUGUAUUGGUGGGCUUCCCAGCUCCUAUGCCACUGCGGGCACUAUUGUUUUCUCUUUCUUUAGUGGCCUAUAUAUUGGUGCUGACUGAAAACACACUGAUCAUUAUGGCAAUUAGAAACCACCCCACCCUCCACAAACCCAUGUAUUUCUUCCUGGCUAAUAUGUCCUUCCUGGAGAUCUGGUAUGUCACCGUGACGAUUCCAAAAAUGCUUGCUGGAUUUGUUGGGUCUGAACAGUAUGGUGGACAGUUAAUCUCCUUUGAGGGAUGCAUGACACAACUCUACUUUUUCCUGGGCCUGGGCUGCACCGAGUGUGCACUUCUUGCCGUUAUGGCCUAUGAUCGCUAUGUGGCCAUCUGCCAUCCUCUCCACUACCCUGUCAUUGUCAGUGGCCUGCUGUGUGUGCAGAUGGCAUCUGGCUCCUGGGCUGGAGGUUUUGGCAUCUCUAUGGUCAAAGUUUUUCUAAUUUCUCGCCUCUCUUAUUGUGGCCCCAACAUCAUCAACCACUUUUUCUGUGAUGCCUCCCCAUUGCUCAACCUUUCAUGCACUGACAUGUCUGCGGCUGAGCUUACAGACUUUGUCUUGGCCAUUUUUAUCUUGCUGGGGCCUCUCUCUGUUAUUGGGGCCUCCUAUAUGGCUAUUGCUGGUGCUGUGAGGCGCAUCCCCUCAGCUACUGGACGCCACAAAGCCUUUUCUACCUGUGCCUCUCACCUCGCUGUUGUGAUCAUCUUCUAUGCAGCAAGUAUCUUCAUUUAUGCCCGACCGAAGGCACUCUCAACGUUUGACACUAACAAGCUGGUCUCUGCUCUCUAUGCUGUCAUUGUACCAUUGCUGAACCCCAUCAUAUACUCCUUGCGCAACCAAGAGGUCAAGCGAGCCCUACGCCGUACUCUGCCCCUAUACAAGGGCCAGGAUACUAACCCCAGGAAAGCUAGUAGAGAUACAUCAGAGGGAGUUGCUAAGCCUUAAAAUAUGCUCUUAAGCUUGGGAUCCAUGUCUACUAUGAAGUCCAGUGGAGCAUUUAGUAUCUAAGUUAAAGAGUAGAAUUUUGUAGGCACCACCACGGAACUGGGAGUAAGUCUUUGUAACUAGUCUAGGAGGAAGAAGAAGGAUGAAUUGCAAGGAGAAGCUGGAUUUCCACAGAACAGAGCUGUAAAAUAUAAGCUGGAGGUUAGUCAGAUGUUGUCUGCUCUAUUGUAAUUUAUAUAAAACAGACUCCAUGAAUCAUGCAUACUGGAGGAAUGGAAAGGAUUAGCCAUGAGCAGAAGAAAUGACUGAGCUUCGAUAUUUAGAUAAACAAACAAAUGCAGAACUAGCAUCUCCCUAAAUGAUUCUUUCUGGAUAUGCUCCUGGUUUUAGCCCUGAGGCAGAAGAAAUAAAAGAGAGACAGAAGGAGGAAACCAUUCAAGAAAGCAUGGGCUAUCUUAAGGAAAACUAUUAGAGGACUCUUGGAUGAGAUCCCUUCUAGGCAUAGGUCACUGGCUGCAGCCUAGGAGACCAGCAGGUGAUCAUUCCAACGUGUUCCAAGGCAAGGAGAUAGGAAAAUCAUAAGUUUUGUGUGGGCAAAUAUCCACUUUCUCGACUAUAGUAGUUUCUAGCUUCACUUCCUCAUUUUCCAAGGUCAGCGCUCACAUUGAACAGGAGUCACAGUGAACUAGGGGCUGAGCAAUUGUGUAUUUAGUUUCAUUGAACUAUAACCUCCAUAGAGACAGGGAACACAAUUGUUUGUUUUUAAUUUUUUCACCAUGGCCCAGAAGAGUAUCUAGCACAUGGAUAAUAUAAUCAAUAAAUAUAAUUUGAAGCCCUGUAGGCAAGGCAUGUGUGUCAUACCUGUAGAUAGGGUUGGCAGGUGCUGGAACUAGACUCCUUAUACAUGACUUGGAUAUGGAAAGGUACAAAUUUGCAAAACCUUGCUAGAAGAAAAUUUGGCAAAAUCUAAAAAUAUUAAAACCAUUUUGAUUUAGAAAGAUUUACGUAAAUAGAUAUUUAUAAUAACAAAAAAUUGAAAUAUGCUAAACUUCCAUGAGUAGCAUUAGUUAAAUAAUUUAUAGUUCAUACAUUAAAUGUAAUACUAUGCAAACAUUGAAGCAAAAUAAUCUAAAUAGAGUUAAUGACAAAAAUAUUCCUAAUACAUUAAAUGAAAAGAUUAGAUUAUGUAACAGUAUUAAAAUUAGUUUUCAUACGUAUUUAUUUAUACAGGACUCGAAGGAAUUAUCCUCAAAUAUUACCUGUAGCUAUGCAAUGGACCCCUUACUCUUAUUAAUUGUAUUUUGUGGCAAAAGCAUUGUGACCAAGAUAUUUAUUUAAAUGAAAACAUCUUAGCUGAUAAGACAUACAGCUUUAUUCAUCUAGACAGAGGGAUGGUUAGAGGGUAUGUCAGCAUUGAUUUUUAGAAACCCAGCUCUCUAGAAUCACCCGAGUUCCAGAACCCUGAUGACAGCAUCCUGCAUGGAGCUGCUCUCUCCAGAUUUUGGAGGCAACUGUUGUUACUGCCCAUCUUUUUAUAGUCAUCUGCUGCUUGAUAAAGUAUGUGAGAUGCUAACAGUAAUCAUAUUGAACAUUAUUUGCUAUUUCUCCUUACUAAAAAUUUUUAUAUAAUGUACAUUUCUAUUUGUGCCAAAAUAGUUACAUAACCUCAUAGGAAUUAUAACAAUUUAAAAAUGAUUGGAUAUAAAGCUUAUCAAAAGUCUGUCUCCCAGUUGUCCCCAAGGAAUAAGUUUCUGAAAUGAAGUUAGUGGUCUGGAGAGGAAAUGUCCUCCUCUAGGCAUCACUGUUGCAUGAACCUCCCUUAUUGAAUCACUCUUGUUAUAAGAAAUAAAAACAUGAUGUUGGUUUUC